CGUCCUCCUCGUCAACUUGACCUUCACCAUCACGUGUGGGUAUCAGAGCGCGUGCCCAGCUUCGAGUGCAACACCCCGACACAGGACCGACGUAAGUGGCCUGGACAGUCAGCAGAACAGAGGCCGAUCGCAAGAUUGUGCACAGCAGGACUAGAGGACAGAACGAGUGAAAGCCAAGUGGCGCGAUUGCCAUCCAGCCAAGGGCUUCUGUCGCCGUCGUCGUCAUCAUCGUCGCCAUCCACCAGCAUUCAUUAUUGUGGAGCUGCCUUUAAUUCUAGCAGACACUUCGAUACGAUCCGCACAGAGGCAUUACUAAUUUGCCAGAAACAGCCGACAACACAAUGGUCAACACUCCACCGCCACCGAACCCCGCGCCUGGGGGCGAUGCGACGACGAGCGUGCAGGCCGACGCGCUCAAGGGCUCCGAGGACGUGAGCAGCAUCCUCGCCAACCUGAGCGCCGAGCAGCUAGCCAGCAUCAUGGAUGCCGCGCGAGCCUCAGGAGGAGCCGGCACGAGUGAUGCCACAUCGGGUGUCGACACAACGGCCAUUCUCGCCUCGCUGCCCCCUGGCUUGGGACAGGCCGCGUCGGCCCUGACGUCGUUUGCGUCUUCCUUCAAGCGAGGCAACAACCAGGGCCAGGAGCGCGAGGGCGCGGAGGCGUCGGGUGCCGACGGCGAAGGGGAGCAGCGCGCUGCGGCAGACGGAGACACAAAGGACAUCAAGCAGUCAGACUCGCAGCAGCAACAACAACAGCAGGACCAGCAGCAGCAGUCGUACGACGAGCAGCACGGCCAGCAUGACCACCAGCAGUCGCAGCAGGAGCACCAGCACCAGCAGCACGACGAGCAGCACGACCAGCACCAUCACCAGCAGCAACAGCAGCAGCAGCAGCACCUCCAGUCGCAGUCGGUGGACCGAUACGGCGAUGCGACGGCCGCUGCACUAGCAGCCAUGGAGUCGCUCGCGGCCCAAGGAGGGCUCUCUACUCCCAUGAACCACCGUCAAGGGCGCCAGAAGCGGGAUUUGGGCCCUGAAGCUGAGCGAAUGCGCAAGGACAACCACAAAGAAGUCGAGCGCAAGCGUCGAGAGCAGAUCUCGUCGGGCAUCAAUGAGCUGGCGGCGAUUGUGCCCUCGAGCGAGACAUCGAGCAGCAGAACGACAAACAAGACGGCUAUCAUCAACAGCGCUGUUGAUUACAUCCAGCGCCUCAAGAACAACGAGGCAGACAACAUCGAAAAGUGGACGCUGGAGAAGCUGCUCAUGGACCAGGCCGUCAAGGACCUCAACCAGCAGCUCGAGGAUGCCAAGAAGGAAAUCUCCCGUCUCCGAGCCCAGCUCGGUUUGCCCGAAGAGGUAGCCCCGCCUCCGCAGCACCAGCAGGGCGAGGAGCAGCACCAGCACCAGCAAUACGACGAGCAGCAACACCACCAGCAGCAACAGCACGACGUCGAUCCUCGCCUGAACGACGGCGCAGACCGGCAGGGUUCGGCGCUCAACGAAGUAGCCGCCGCUGCUGCCGCCGCAGCUCUCGAUGCCCGCUCGCAGCAGGAGGCCGCUGCGACGGUGUAUGGCGAAGAUGACAGCGCGCGCAAGUCGCGUGCCCGGAGCCGUUCCCAGGUCGAGGCAGCCGAAGGCGGGGACAAGAAGGCCGCCGGCGAUGAUAGCAGCGCGGCCACUGGCGGACGUGCAAAGCGGUCUCGUCAGGCGUGAUGCCUCGGCUCUACUCUCCCUUUGUUGUACCGGUACUUGAUGACUCACUCCUCCGUCUCUGUCUUUCUUUCUGUCUCUUCCGGCUCUUGUGUUGUAUGUUUAACAGGGACUGCCACUCCGGGGCAGAAUCUCACUGUGGAUAAUUGAUCAUCGAUCACACUGAAGUCGUCUUCCCCCUUUCCACUUCCCCUACACAUCCG
Acaromyces ingoldii is the source of this 1912-nucleotide messenger RNA. RefSeq lists its product as hypothetical. Gene Ontology annotation, molecular function: protein dimerization activity; DNA-binding transcription factor activity. The record is from RefSeq and is a predicted model, not a curated record. Gene Ontology annotation, cellular component: nucleus. Lineage: Eukaryota; Fungi; Basidiomycota; Exobasidiomycetes; Exobasidiales; Cryptobasidiaceae. The coding region runs from base 342 to 1712 and encodes 456 amino acids. The transcript has 4 exons.